This is a messenger RNA of Phanerochaete carnosa HHB-10118-sp, 1382 nucleotides long. RefSeq lists its product as uncharacterized. The transcript has 2 exons. NCBI's taxonomy places the organism in Eukaryota, Fungi, Basidiomycota, Agaricomycetes, Polyporales, Phanerochaetaceae. The record is from RefSeq and is a predicted model, not a curated record. Bases 201 to 1241 code for a protein of 346 amino acids.
GCCAGCCGUCGCCGGGAGGCAAGGCAUCGUAUAGCCCCUCCGCGCGGGACCUGCCGAAUUCUUUCGUGGCCAAUCCGCUGGCGAGCGCAGACCGCUCUUCCGAAAUGAAUUUUUAUCGCGCAAACAUAAACCUCUAUAAAACUAUGACACUCCGUUUCUGACCUUCGCCUUCCCCCCUUGCGCCCUGAACCGUCGUAGCCAUGGCCAUCCUUGGAACAAAUAACUUCGUCAUAUAUGUGAAUCGGCAUCCGCGUUAUGCGCUUUUCCUCGUAGUCUUCCUCGCACUCAGCACGCUCCUCCUCCUACCAUGGCACUCUGCAGCGCCUCUUUCAAUCAGUGCAUAUGUGGCCAACAAGUUCCGUGGGUCGAUGUCUCUCGAGGAGUUUAUCCGACAGGAAGAACUGCGCUAUGCAGAUGUCCUUGCAGAGCGGCAUGCUCUUAUUAAGCACCAUGGUCCAAGUCCGGAUGAGGUCGAUUCGUUUCCGCCGGGCGAUAUCUCCUACACGCUAUGGGACUUCUUUACCCCUGCGUUUAACUGCCCACACCGCGUGGAUCGCCUGGGUGCGCUGGGCGACGGCGGCAAGUGGGUAUGCGGUAUCGACGCGAUCGCACAGCAGCGGCACCCGUGUAUCGUGUACAGCUUCGGCAUCAACCACGACAGCUCUUGGGAGGCAGCACUGCUGCAACGCGCGCCACAUUGCGAGGUUUGGGGCUACGACUUCAGUGUGACGAUGUUCGGCCCCGUGGUACAGAACAACCCGGUGCUGGCGCCGAAGACGCACUUCUUCCCGUACAAGCUCGGCAUGCACGAUAAUCCGCACCAUAGCCCACCCGAGUACACCGUCCAGGGGCUCAUGCAUCAGAACGGGCACGAGUUCAUCGAUGUGCUUAAGAUUGACGUCGAGGGCUCCGAGUUCGACGGGCUCGCAGCGUUCCUCAAGCCCUUUAUCGGACCCGAUGCCCCGCCGUUGCCUAUCGGCCAGCUCGAGAUCGAGAUACACGCAUGGGGAGACCUUGGAAGCUUCGGAUAUUUCUACAGCUGGUGGUCCCUCUUCGAGCGAGCGGGCCUACGACCGUUUUGGACGGAACCGAACAUCGUGCAUGUCAGUCAUUUGCAGGCUAGGCCAGACGUAGUCGAGGUGUGCUUUUCGUUAACUUGCGACAUCCUGGCCGUUAAUCUCUUCCAGUACUCAUUGCUCAACGUCCGUGGUCAACAUGCUCUAAUCACCUCUGGCUGGUAGUCUUCAACGGUCGUUACUAGUAUAGUCGCGGAGAGCGCGCCGUCUUGAGUUUAUGGUGGUUAAUUUUGAGACUUGCUAUCGAUACGCUUUUAGGGAUAAUUGUGGUUUACAGUACCAUUUCAAUUAAAGUACGAUGCUUCU